CAUAAUCACAUGACUGUCGUGACAGUAUCAUUUGGCAGUAAAAGCUCAAUCGGGAAGGAACUAUAGUAGAGAUUAGACCUCACUAAAGCCGCAAAGAUGGUUGAGGGUGGAAUGAAAUGUGUGAAAUAUUUGCUGUUUGCUUUUAAUUUUCUUUUCUUUCUUGCUGGCCUGGCGCUGAUCAUCGCCGGUGCCGUUAUCGAGAUAAAAUUCAAGGAAUAUGUUGAGUUCUUUGGCACGUCGUUUAGCUCGGUGGCAAUCCUUCUCAUCGUAGUCGGCUGCAUCAUCUUCAUCAUUGGAUUCUUCGGAUGUUGUGGUGCCGUCAAGGAGAACUACUGUAUGGUGAUGACCUUCUCUGUUCUUCUAUCAGUUAUUUUCAUCAUCGAGAUUGCUGCCGGAAUUGCUGCAUUUGUCAUGAGGAAAGAUCUUCAAACGGUCGUUGACAAACAGAUGAAGAUUGCAAUGACUAACUACAAUACAUCGACGGGAGUGAAAAAGACCUGGGACACUACACAACAAACCUUCAAAUGCUGUGGCGUUACAAGCACGGCUGACUGGGUCAAGGAUGGGCCUUUUAAGGGUAAAACACCACCCUAUCCGCAGUCAUGUUGCAAAGAUUCCGACUGCACGAAGAACAAGGAACCAUUCAACAAACCGUGCCUUAUGGAAAUCAAGGAUUGGCUUGAAAGAAACAUCUACGCUGUUGCGGGCGUUGGUAUUGGAUUGGCAUUUGUACAGAUAAUUGGUGUGAUCUUUUCCUGUUGCUUAGCGAGAAGCAUCAAGAAAGAAUACGAGGUCGUGUAAAGGUCAGAGGUCAAGGGAAUGUCAAGGUCAAAUCAGGUCAAAGUGACAAGUCUGUUAAAUUUUUGUACCAAAUGAAAAUGGGUCCACUGUUAUUUAUUGGAAAAUAGAUUGAUCUUCCAGAAAUAUUUUUUGAUGCAUAUUUUUCAAAUAGUUAGACAUGGAAAAAAAGAUUUGUAACCAGGUAUUGUUGAGAGAUUUCGGAUAUUUUCAAUUGUUUAAAAAGCAUGUUGUGAAUAAGUAAGAAUAAACAAAAUUGCACUUUAUUUUUUUCAUUGUGAUGUUACAUUGUCCACACUGUUACAUUCUGCCGAUUUUCAUUUUCCCUCUUGUUUGUUUUGUUGUUGCCAUAGUCACAGUUGUUGCCAUGGCAACACAUAGCUUACUGAUGAGCAUGGAGAUUCUAAUUUGACCUGUUGCUGAUGGCCUGAUUUUGAGUGCUGAUCAGUAGACUAACUAUUAAAGCUUCUUCUUCUUAAGUUUAUAGCUGCUUGUUAUUCUGAGUUAUUUAAACUUAGGGCGGCAUCAAAAUGCAAAAAUAUUCGGCAUAACAAGUUAGCUGCGUGCACAGUGCUUGAACUGUCCGUCAUUAGAUGUUCAUAAAAUCCGCUGAAAACUCGAGAAUAAGUUGCAGGCCAUCAAGCUAUCAUGACGUGAGAAGUUCCAGCAUUAUUCUGUAGAGCUUUUGUAGUGAUGUCACGUUUGAUCGCCUGUUCACCAAUCUGACAUCGGCAACAAGGUGUGCCGUGUGUGGACGACAUCGUUGUUAACUCUUUCAGUGCCCAGGAUUUGGGCAUUUUUGGACAUUGUCACUACCCAAAAUCUCACAAAAAUAAUUGAGAUACACUCAUCAAGAUUCUUCAAAACCUUUGUCUUUACCUCCUGUUUCAAUAAAACAGCAGUAAUAAGUAGGGGCAUACUAGGAUUAUGUUCUAAAUUUUUUUGAGGGAGUGGUAUUUUUGGCCGAUUUUCACCAUUUUUCACCUAAAAUGAGGGGUGGCAAACCCCACCCCACCCUCUCAGUCGAAAAAAUUAUUCAAUUUGGACGCCCCAGGCCAGAGAAACCAUAUGAACCACAUUUGAGUAGCUGGGGACAUCUGGUGUCGUCUGGAUGAACUAAAAUACCUUAAUAUUUAGGACGUACAUGUACGUCCUUGGGCACUGAAAGAGUUAACGUCACCACCAAACUUCACUUCAGUGACAAGGUGCACCACAUUGGUAAGCGGUGUAUCAUUUGAUGUCAAAUUGACCGUCGAGAUGGCGGAUGGUUCUCACUGGUAACAUAACCGGACAGGCCCUAUACUGGUGUCCGUUAUUGGUUGAGCAGAGGUGGCCAGGGAGUCGUCUGAUCCACUCUAAAUUAUGUACUUCAUCUUCAAGUAAUCAUUCAAAGUUCAGCUUUGGCAGAUCAUGAUAUCUGUUCACAUCAGGGUUGCCGAGUCUGAACAAGGUCUGAACUACUGUUAACCGUGAAUUUUUGAAUUCGUGAAUUUUCGCUUUCAUGUAACAUUUGCUGUCGAAAUUUUAUGGUUUAAAAAGGAUUAGAGGUGAAAUUUUCGCGCUUUUUAAGAUCGCAAUAUUGUGAUGGUGCGUUUGCGAAAGGAAGACGCUCGUGAAAUUUCAUCGUUUACUGUAAAUGUUCUGUUGACUUUCUGUAUGUCAGAUAUUAAAGAUUAAUCAAGAAAUUUGGGUUGUUGGUAGAGGGACUGAGGUGAAAAUUGUUGAGGUUUUUGCCAUGGGAGGGCGCUGAAACAGACCAAGUUACGACUUUUUAAAAUCUUACAUUACUCUACCAUGAAUAGGGGAAAGUUUAUGCAAAGUUUACCUGUUCAUGAUAAGAAGGACGUUUGAAUUUCUCCUUCCUGUUGUAGAAACCUCGAUAACUUUUUCGGAAAACUUAAGAUAUAAUCAUGAAUCAUACACGCUCUUGCUAUCUAUCGCCAACAUUUAUUGGCACCUAACCAGUUGCUGUUCCUUCGACUUCAAAACAUUCAAUCUAUUGUUAUGUAAAUAUCAGAUUUUACCACCCUUCCGGAAGUAUUUUGUGAGAAGUGUUGAAUAUUGGCAUAAAGUAAUUAUUACUGAUGAGAUGAGUUGAUUUAUUCUUAAGUAACAAAGACACUGUUGGAAGUGACAUCGGGUUAAGAGGUCUAAGUGUGAGUAUAAAACGGGGAUGUGACAUUUCUAAUUUUCGGCAAUUUUUUCCUCUUUCUUGAAAUGGGAAUUUGACAGCUGAAAUGGAAGACGUACAGUGUUUAAUUAUAGACUUCCCAUCCAUAUGACUCAGCCAUGAAAACAGACUGUCCACAACAGCUGUCAACAGUACUUGUUUUGUCCAGUGUGGCAUUUUUGGAAUAGGCCUACCAGCACAGGGAUUGCCAGAUGACAUAUAACCCAUAUCAAGACUUCUUUGGUUGUUAAGAAUAAAUCUCAUAGUAUGUAAAUAUUUAAACUCUGUUAUUAUCUUUGAUUGCAGCUUCAAAUCUGUUGUUAAAAGAAAUAUUGGUUGGUGUUGUGUAGUAAAAUCAUGUACAAAAGCUCUGAUGCUCAAGAAACCAAUUUCCGGUUUUCUUGUGCAUAAGGAGGGUGCUCUCUGUGGUUCCAUUGGCUGAAUUUGCACAACCAAAAAUUGUUAUUCUAAAUCAUUUUUAAGCAGAAUUUUGUCAAAGUCAAAGAGUAAUAUUGUUAUUAUUUGUUCAAACGGAUUUCAGUCAACUAAAAACUGCACAACACUUUUUCCAUGUCAAUUUUAUAGAUCUAUCAUACCCAGAACUAGAGGAAAACGAAAAAAUCUGUUGUGCCACUACUGGAGUUGGUGGAAUUUUAAGUGUUGCUUGAGAGUUGAUUUGAGUGCACUAACUGAUGUCUGUGCGCAUUGUCAAGUCUAUAAUACAAAGGUUUACAGUUUCAUGAUGUGGUCUCUGGUGACAGCAUGCAUAGAUGUACUGUUGCAGGGGGUGUCAGCAAUCCAUACAUACAUUGAUGUAUGUUUGGCUUACAGUUAUAAGAGUUCGAUUGAUAUGAAUAUAAGUGCCAGGUGUUUUGCGAAGAGAGUCGACCCUUGUUGAAAAUUUUGAAAACGCUGUCACUUUUGAAAAUAUUGUAAGCGAUACUCGGAUGUUCAUCCCAUGUGACCUUUCAACUAGGGUUGGGCAUGUUGCUCAGUCCCGUUGUCUCUGAAGGUACUGCUCUGGUCAAAAGAAACACCCCUUGUCCCUGGCAGAACAAUCUAGAAAUCUGUGGUGCUUUCCUGUUUUCAUCCCCAUCUCGAUCUAAGGGUUUCCCAUCGCAUAUGUUGCACAAGGCCUUUGUUUUGGCUGCAUUACCCAGGUUGCUUGAUACACUGCGUGAUUCAUUUAUGUGGAGAUAGACCUUUUAUAGAGAAACAGCAGGUCUGUUCACCCUGUUGUGUAUGUUCCCUUGAAUGUGUGGAUCAAGAAAUUCUAGUCCUGUUGUAGUUGUGUGACAUUGGGCAAGCCUACAUUCGUUUUGUGCAACUGUUGCUUUUGAGGAGAAGCAUUACUUGUGACCACCACUGUAUUGGCCCUCAUUUUUACUCGAUCAUGGGGGAAAUCAUUUCUAAUGGUGUUGGAAAGUUGUUAUGUAUGAAAUAUGCCUUGCAAUUAGCAGUGUAUUGUGAUAGCUCUCUAAAUAAAUGUGAUUAUUGUAGGAUAUUGUCUGCUUGUUGGGAAUCUGGUCAGUGGGAAAAUGUUCAACUUGGGAGAGUACAUGUAUUUCCUCGAGUUUCUACGAGACUUAUGGCAGAAAUCACUUUCAGUAAUUACUGCAUUAUAUCUGUGGGUUGGUACAUGUAUGGUAGAGGCAAGAGAGGAGAUUUGAUCAGGUUUGUCAAUGCUCCGGGACAAGCAACACCCUUCCAAAUUUUUUAAUUUUGUGGGGCGGCGCAUGCUGUUUCGCAAUCCCCCUCCCUUUGGCAAGUCCUACUGGUUGGUAUCCUGUGUUCUUCUGAGGACCAAAGUUGACUAUUUGCCCAUAAGUUAGUGGUGUAUUUAGUGAAAUUUCAAAUCUAGGUUGCGGGUGGGGGGGGGAUUUAUGCUUAUUAUGCUCCUAUUUUAUGAUGAGUAGCGUCCCACAUUUUUGCAGUAAAUAUUCUUAACCUUUUGCUGUAUUCCAGGAGCUUGUGUACAUGAUAUAUAGCCUCAGGAACUGAGACCAAUUUGCCUUAUGACUUAGAGCUCAUGAAUAUAUUAGCUUCAUUAUCAUAUUUUAGUGGUAAAUGCAUGCUGCCUUUGACUGGGGAUUGAAUUAACCUGCAAGGCAAAGAGAAAAGUACUUUUAAAGAAGAAAAAAAUCUUAAAAUCACCAGAUAAUUUCUUUUAAACGAAUGAUUUUGAUGAAAUUUUGGAAAAGGAUUCUUCAAAAGCAAAAACUGCUAUUUUCAAACUGACCUUCUGGUCACAUUGCCUACCGGCAGGUCCUUUUCAAAAGGUGGCAUUGCAAUCUCUCUGCUACGACUGUUUGAAAGUACGCUCCCUAAACUAAGAUAUACGGUGGCUGGUUGAUAUUUUUCUAAACUGUCCAAUAAAACUAUAAUUCCCAAGUGAUGUAUUUUUAGAGAAUCUCUCUUGGUGUUGUGAGGAGAUAGGGGUUCACAGCGCUCACUCCCUGAAGCGAUCGUAAACAAGCGUUUUUUGUCACUGCGACCUGUGCUGCUUUACAUUCACGAUGCACACACAAGCAAGCUCUCCCUUGGUCAUGGGUUGUCAGUGGGCAUACUUUGCGCCAUAGGACAUCUGUGACAAUACAAGUGAGCACUCCCCGAUCACCUCACGAUGUUCUCAUUAUAAGACAAGAGAUUACUUUGUAGCAAGAAUGUAUAAUGUUAGGCCGCUAUUGAAUAAAAUCAUGUUAUUUCCAAGAA
Lineus longissimus is the source of this 5680-nucleotide messenger RNA. Its product is annotated as CD63 antigen-like. Bases 97 to 801 code for a protein of 234 amino acids. The transcript is spliced from 7 exons. The record is from RefSeq and is a predicted model, not a curated record. NCBI's taxonomy places the organism in Eukaryota, Metazoa, Nemertea, Pilidiophora, Heteronemertea, Lineidae. Gene Ontology annotation, cellular component: plasma membrane.